This is a messenger RNA of Sorghum bicolor (sorghum), 604 nucleotides long. RefSeq names its product 60S ribosomal protein L37a-1. Gene Ontology annotation, biological process: translation. Bases 119 to 397 code for a protein of 92 amino acids. Lineage: Eukaryota; Viridiplantae; Streptophyta; Magnoliopsida; Poales; Poaceae. The record is from RefSeq and is a predicted model, not a curated record. Gene Ontology annotation, cellular component: ribosome. Gene Ontology annotation, molecular function: structural constituent of ribosome. The transcript has 5 exons.
CCUAGCACCUCCUAUAUAACUUCUCUCUCGUGCUACUUCGCCUCUUUCUCGAGCCUAACCCUCACGCGCGCCGCCACAGCCGCCGCCGCCGCGCCUCGCUUGCUUUCCCGUCGCCAAGAUGACUAAGCGCACCAAGAAGGCCGGAAUUGUUGGCAAAUAUGGAACCAGGUAUGGUGCUAGCUUGCGUAAGCAGAUCAAGAAGAUGGAGGUAUCUCAGCAUUCCAAGUACUUUUGCGAGUUCUGUGGGAAGUUUGCUGUGAAGAGGAAAGCAGUUGGAAUUUGGGGAUGCAAGGACUGUGGGAAGGUCAAGGCUGGCGGUGCUUACACCAUGAACACUGCUAGUGCAGUCACUGUCAGGAGCACAAUCCGUCGCUUGAGGGAGCAGACUGAAGCAUGAUUUAGCUUGUUAUAUCAGGGUUCUCUAGUUGCUCUUGUCAGGCAUGUUGGGGUUCUCUUGUGGAAUCACUGUACUGGCUGUUGGCCGAGAUACUACUCCAGCAUUUUUGGUUUAUGCUCUAGGAUCUCUAAAAGUUGGGUGCUAAGAUUUGUACUUGGUUACCAUUAUGAAUUUAACAAGUGAUAUUUGAUCCUUUGCCUGUCUUAA